Messenger RNA from Aspergillus puulaauensis, 1359 nucleotides. Its product is annotated as tubulin alpha chain. Bases 1 to 1359 code for a protein of 452 amino acids. The transcript has 7 exons. Gene Ontology annotation, molecular function: GTP binding; structural constituent of cytoskeleton. The record is from RefSeq and is a predicted model, not a curated record. NCBI's taxonomy places the organism in Eukaryota, Fungi, Ascomycota, Eurotiomycetes, Eurotiales, Aspergillaceae. Gene Ontology annotation, biological process: microtubule cytoskeleton organization; mitotic cell cycle. Gene Ontology annotation, cellular component: microtubule; cytoplasm.
AUGCGCGGCGAAAUCUGUCAUCUUCACAUCGGCCAGGCUGGCACACAGUUGGGGAAUGCGGCCUGGGAGCUCUAUCUACUCGAACACGGCCUCAAGGCCGAUGGCCAUAUCGAUCCCGAUAUAGACACCGACACUCACCAGAACGGCUCUUACGAAACAGUUUUCACCGAGACCGGCAACGGCAAAUACGUCCCUCGCUCCAUCUUUGCCGACCUUGACCCUUCGACCAUCGACGAGAUACGCACUGGUGCCUACCGCCAUCUGUUCCAUCCCGAUCAGCUGAUAAGCGGGCAGGAGGAUGCCGCCAAUAACUAUGCCCGUGGUCACUAUACUGUCGGCAAGGCGCUUGUUGAGAGCGUUAUUGACCGCAUCCGUCGUGUCGCCGAUAACUGCUCUUCUCUUCAGGGCUUCUUGAUAUUCCACUCCCUCGGCGGAGGGACCGGCUCUGGCUUCGGCUCACUCUUGCUUGAGCAUCUUUUCGCAGAGUAUGGCAAGAAGUCGAAGCUGGAGUUCGCGAUCUACCCAUCUCCUCGUGUGUCGACUGCGGUGGUGGAACCCUAUAACGCUGUCCUGUCUACUCAAAGUACUACUGAGAACUCCGACUGCACUUUCCUCAUUGACAAUGAGGCCGUCUACGAUAUCUGUAAGCGCAAGCUUGACGUCCCCCGCCCUGGUUAUGAUAACCUCAACCGUCUCAUCGCCCGGGUUGUUAGCUCUCUGACCACUAGCUUGCGUUUCAAUGGCGCCCUGAACGUUGACUUGAACGAAUUCCAGACUAAUCUCGUCCCGUUCCCACGUAUUCACUACCCCCUUGUCUCGUAUGCUCCGGUCAUCUCCAGCAGCUGCAGUGCUCAUGAGAGCUUCAAUAUCAAGGACCUCACUUUGCAGUGUUUCGAACCUCAAAAUCAGAUGGUCGUCUGCGAUCCUCGCAAUGGCAAGUAUAUGGCUGUGGCUCUUUUAUACCAGGGUGACGUGGUACCUCAUGAUUGCACGCAGACUGUUGCCCAUAUCAAGGCCAAGGCCUCUUUUAACCUGGUGGAGUGGUGUCCAACCGGUUUUAAACUCGGUAUUAAUAACCAGAAACCUAUAAGUGCACCCGGCAGCGAGCUUGCCUCUGUCGACCGUUCGGUUACUAUGCUGUCCAACUCGACCGCUGUCUCCGAGGCGUGGAGUCGCCUUGGCCAUAAAUUCGACCUCAUGUAUUCCAAGCGUGCUUUCGUUCAUUGGUACGUGGGUGAGGGUAUGGAGGAGGGCGAGUUCUCCGAGGCUCGCGAGAACCUGGCUGCUCUGGAGAAAGACUACGAGGAGAUCGCCGGCGAUACUGUCGGCUCGGACGGUUACUCGGAACUGGAGUUUUGA